UUAGAAGAUGACAAGUGUCAAGAGGGAACUUGACGAUGAACUGUCUUCUCCUUGGUUCUACGCCGUUUGUACCAUGGGAGGAAUGAUCAGUGCCGGAACAACACAUCUCGCUGUAACCCCUCUUGAUGUCCUCAAAGUCAAUAUGCAGGUGAAUCCUGUGAAGUACAAUAGCAUCCCCUCAGGUUUCUCCACUCUCUUAAGAGAGCAUGGCCAUUCCUAUCUUUGGAGGGGUUGGUCAGGGAAGCUUUUAGGCUAUGGUGUUCAAGGCGGAUGCAGAUUCGGACUCUAUGAGUACUUCAAGACACUCUACAGCAAUGUGUUGCCUAACAACAACAGAACUUCCAUAUAUUUUCUUAGUAGUGCUUCUGCUCAGAUAUUCGCAGAUAUGGCCUUAUGUCCUUUUGAAGCUAUAAAAGUUAGAGUUCAGACGCAGCCCAUGUUUGCAAAAGGGUUGCUUGAUGGGUUUCCGAGAGUAUAUAGAAAUGAAGGUCUUGCUGGCUUCCACAGGGGACUUUUUCCGCUUUGGUGUCGUAAUCUUCCAUUUUCUAUGGUGAUGUUCUCAACGUUUGAGCAGUCAGUGGAGUUUAUAUAUCAAAACAUUAUCCAGAAAAAGAAGCAAGAUUGCUCUAAAGCUCAACAACUUGGUGUCACAUGUCUUGCUGGCUAUACUGCUGGAGCCGUAGGCACACUCAUCUCUAACCCUGCCGAUGUGGUUGUUUCGUCUCUCUACAACAACAAAGCCAAGAAUGUCUUGCAGGCUGUGAGAAACAUUGGGUUGGUUGGUCUCUUCACCAGAAGUCUUCCUGUUCGACUCACGAUCGUUGGACCUGUCAUAACCUUGCAGUGGUUCUUUUACGAUGCCAUCAAAGUCUUAAGUGGAUUCCCUACAAGUGGAGGUGUGAAGAAACCGGUGGAUGCUACUAAAGUGUCAGUGUGAAGCUUAGAAGAGUAGAUUUAUCUCUUUCAACAUCAGAAUUUGAAACUCAAAAACAUAUUAUGCAUUGUGUAAGAUUCUCUUACAAGUAGAUACUGAGUCUUAUGAGCGUUGUGUAGCGGUUGGAAUGAGCGUUUUCUUACAAGUAGAUACUGAGUCUUGUGAGCGUUGUGUAGCGGUUGGAAUGAGCGUUUUCUUAUCUGCUUUUUUUUUUCAACCGCUGGAUUUGGAUUGUCGUAAAGUGCUAAUGAAUGAUAUUUUUUUAUGUAAAC
Messenger RNA from Eruca vesicaria subsp. sativa (arugula), 1206 nucleotides. NCBI's taxonomy places the organism in Eukaryota, Viridiplantae, Streptophyta, Magnoliopsida, Brassicales, Brassicaceae. The record is from the annotation of a GenBank genome assembly.